CUUCUUACAGAAAAUGUUUUCUGCUUCUCACCCAAAUUAAUUUAAGCAUGUGGUUGGAGUCGCUGCAUUACCAUCAGAGUUGCAAUUGCAUUAACAGAAAAUUUCUGAAGCCAUUAGCGUUAUUCACUAAAUGGUAAAAAAUAAUUUGCUGAUAACAUUUUUAAAUUGCUUUUAACAUUGUAUCGAAUCAUAAGGGUACAAUCAACUUUGACCAGAAAUUUGGACAGUAAACAGACGUUCUGGCAACUAUGGGAUAUUAGGGAAUAUAAUAAAAGCAACUCUGUGCUAUAGUAUUUAGCAAUAAAGUCCAACUUUUAUCAAUCCCUUAAUACAAAAGAAAUAACGUUGUUUUUCCCUUCUACUAAGUUUACUUUUAGAAGUUGUGUGAUGAAAGUUACAUUUAAUUAUCCAAUAUUAAAAGGAGUGAAAAACGGAUGAGUGAGAGAGUCAACAUUAAUUCAUAAAACAGCUGAUAUCAAAUUGACAAUUCGCACGAAUACAUUGCGAUAGAGUGAAAUAGCACUUAGUCGAAAAUAGUGUACCAGCAAAUGAAUCUGGUAAAAAAUUUCCCAAAACAAAAGCGCGCGAAGGGGAAGAAAUUGCGCGCCAAAUACUACUACUAGUAUAGCAAUUUAUUAAGGUUCAUUAUAAUAGAAAAUAAUAAAGUUUUUUGAAUGGACGCAUAUAACUAAUAAUGUUCGGGAGUAUAGUUAUUGAAAAAUUAAUAGGAUUAAUUUUUAAUUUAAUAAGUACAUUCUAUUCUCACUUGAAUAACUGCGAGUGACAAACAAUACUAACACACACGCUCACAACAUGUGUUUAACUUUCGCAAAGAGUUGGUGUUCGGUUCAUUCUGUGAAUGCUUUUGGAGGGAAAAUUCGUGUCAGUCAGAAUUUGAGCGGGAUAAAGUAAAGACGUGUGGGUUGUUAAUGUGCUACGGAGCAUUGAUAAGAAGACGUGCAUUUUUGUGAAGUUUCAACAAUUAAGACGAUAUUUAAUAUAAAAUAAAACAAAUCUACCAAAAUACAUAAUGUCACAGCCAUCAAUUGCUUCAUUUUUUAAUACGCGUAAGCGAGUGGCGACAGAUGAAGUGGGUACUAUUAAAAGUCGGCGAUUAACAGAUGACAAUGAAUCGGCUGUCCCUUCUGCUACUCUCGGUGCAGCGGGAAUCCCAAAUGAUGAUGACGAUAUCGCCGCCAUCAAAGCAGCUGCAAUGGGUAUUCGGACUCGAUCCGGACGUACGAUUAAGCGUACAGGUAUUCAAUCCUCAGCCGAAAUGCCGCUUAAAAAGCAGUGUAAACAGGAACAGACUAUAUUACAACAACAAAAACUAGUACAAUUUAUCAAAAAGGGACCAAUGUCCCCAAGGAAAAAGGCAACACCAAUUAAUGAAAUGCAAAAGAAGAAUGAAGAAACGCCAAGUGCUAAUACAGCCAUAAAAAUAGCAAAUGCCUUUGCAUCCAAAGACAAUGUAACAAAUGUACUACGAGGACUUAAAACUCCAACUAAACAAAUUAUAAAAGGUUCUGGUGUUACACCACUAAAGCACGAUGACUUGAAGGGUCUCGUACGGAAGGAACUAAAUUUCGAUGAAGUAAAGACGAAAUUAUCGCGUAGUGCCAAACUGCAGGAAUUAAAAGCUUCGCUUUCACGCAUACAAGAUCUUGAAAAGACGCGUAAAGCACAAGAAGACCGUAAUCGUCGUUUACGUGAUGGUCAAAGCGUCUCGCCAUUAAAGAAAACAACACCCCUUGUUCAGCUUAAGGAAUUCGAUACGAUUGAAUUGGAAGUGUUGACUAGUCCAGCAAAAACAUUCAAGACCCCCACUAAAAUACCACCACCAACACCAGAUAAAAAUGAGCUUAUGUCACCACGUCAUACAGAUGUGUCCAAACGCAUCCUCUUCAGCCCCGCAAAACAGGGUUCUCCAGCAAAAGUUGUGGUGACACCUGCUUACCAGCGCUUUAUGAGCCUUGCCGAGUCAAGUAAAGCUGGCCAGUUGCCUUUGCCAUUUAAAUAUCGUAAUCUUAUUGAAGUAUUCAAGGGAGUGGACUCUGUGUGCGCUAUGUUCCACAAUCGCAAGGAAUGCAUUACGUUUAAAAAAUUAAAACCGGCAGUGCAAAGAAUGCUGCGUAAGAAUUUCACGGAAACCCAUUUGGCACAAAUUAAGCAUGUGUAUCCCGAUGCAUUCAUUUUCUCACAAAUGAAAAUGCGCAAUUAUGGUUCCGUAUCAAAGGCGGACUAUUUCCAAUUGGUUAUUUGUCCAAACGUCGACGGCAAGUCGUCGGAAAAAGUAAAGAGUCAUAUCUUAGAGGAAAAUGAUGCUGCCGAUAAUAUUUUGAAUGCGGCUCAAACAUGCGUAAUGAAUCCGCAAGUUAUGACUGAGCGUUUGCAACGUUUUACAAAUACUCUGCUGCAACGUGUUUUAAAUGAGCACGAAAAGUUCUUGCACACACUUGAUCCCCCAAUCCGCAUACCUAAGUCAAAAGUGACUCGUUGGCAUCCAGAUUUUGAAUUAGAAAACUGUCCAGAAAUUGAUUGCGCACAUUUACCGCAGCCACCAAAUAUGGAGAAGUAUUCUUCGGCGCGCGAUAUAUUGUCUACAGCACGUAAUCUUUUCAACUGUGCAACACCAAUGGAGCGAGCUCUAGAACGUUACGAAGCUAAGAUGGAGGCAACACGGGUGGCAGAAGAGAAUGCAAAUAAUUCCUCUAAAGUCACCUCUACAACUGUCACAAAAGAGGGCAUAUGUGAAAGUAAAGAUCGUUUGGCGACACCUAUCAAAUCCGUAGCUGUGGCCACAGUGACAACUGACGCUUCUGAGGCUUGCCAAAUCCCAGCGGUUUCUGGAAAAGAUGUCACAUCUAAUUUAUUGAAAGGUGUUCCUAAAUCUUUGCUGGAGAAAAUACGCGCCAAGCAAGCAGCCAAAGCGCUAGAUGCUAUGACAAGGCGACCCUCACAGGAUCAGGAAGCCACUAUGUACUCACGUCUUCCAGAAUUGGCACGUCAUCUACGUAACGUUUUUAUUACCGAGCGCAAGGGUGUGCUAAUGUUGGAAAUCGUCAUAAAAAAGAUACAAAAUAGUUAUCGUGCGUGUUUGACGGCACAAGAAUUGGAGGCUCAUUUAAAACUUAUGGCCAAAGAGGUGGCUGCAUGGGUAUCAUUUCACGAGGUACGGAAGACAAUGUACCUUAAGAUAGCGCGGGAAAUGGAAUUGAAGAAAGUAAUUGCCAAACUGGAAGAAGUAGCAAAUGAGAAGAGUAAAUAAUUUGAAAUGAAAAUAUAUCUUUUUUAUAUAAUAAAAUUUUGUUAUAUUAUUAAGCAGACCGAAAAUGAUGUAUUGAUAAUUUAUUAAGUUAAAUAUUUAACAUUUUACAAUUACACAAAUUACUGAAAAGUUUUUGUUGACAUAAAUUUAUAAUUCCACAAAGUUAAUUGUCUUAAAAAAUAGUUAAAAUUUCUACACUAAUUUUGUCCCUUGAUGUAUUGUCUUACAAUAAAAAAAUAUACAAUAUGUAUGUAUCUUUAGAUUUAAAUCUGAAAACAAAAAUAAGUUAUAUUUUAUAUGAUAUUCCAAUAUUCAAAUAAGAUCUACUUAUUCUCAUAUUUAACGGAAACUAGGUCAUGUUAACAUUUUAUAGAAACAAUAUCUAAUCACUGAAUAGUUAAUAGUAAGCAUUUAUGUAUUUUUCCCCAAGUGAUACUCAUAUAACCGUUAUUUAUACAUUACAUCGCUUUACUUUUCUUUCAUAAAUCUAAUAUCGAAGUCUGCAUCCGUUAUAAUUUAUAAUUAUGUAAGUGAUUCCAAAUAAAGACUUAUAAUAAAACAUUUCCCAAGUAGUUUUAAAGAAUGCUACUGACUA
This is a messenger RNA of Bactrocera oleae (olive fruit fly), 3863 nucleotides long. The record is from RefSeq and is a predicted model, not a curated record. Lineage: Eukaryota; Metazoa; Arthropoda; Insecta; Diptera; Tephritidae.